UUGACAUUUAAAGAAAAUCAAAUUGAAUUUAACACUUACAAAUAUAUCAUCUUUUCAUCUUUAUCUGUUAGGAUCAACCCAAACUAUAUCACCAUAUAUUUGAUCAUGAGUCAGCCUCAGGUCAAAGUUGAAAGUAAAGUAAAGGAGGAGAACGAAGACAAUGGUUUAAGUCUGGCUACUUCUACUACUACCACCAAAGUGAAUGAUACCAAAUCAAAUUCAGAUGAUGGAUGGCAAGAAAUUCCUUUGAAGUCAUGUAAUAAAGAAGAACUCAAUGAUAUCAGAUUCCAUAUCAUGAAGUUUCAAACCAAGCAAGAUGUGCGUAUUGUGGAAGAUUUCACCAAACCAGUAAGAUUACAUAGAAAGGAUCCUCGUAAUAUUCAAUUUCAUUUAACUAGAGAAGAAAUGGAAAUUAGAAAAAGAGAACAAGAAGAACUCAAACGAGAGAAGGAAAGAAAUGCCGAAGAAGCUGCUAAUGUCAAAGCGGAAGAAGCCAACGAUACAUCUGUAAAUGAUGAAAAUGUAAAGGAUGAUAAAAAAGUUAAUCCUGAAAUGGCUCAAGUUGCACCAGCAGGGGGAGCCAGAAAGAAUAAGAAGAAUUUAUUCAAACGUAAAACCAAACAAGUUAAUAUCAUGGAUAGUGCCAAAAGAAAGCUUCGAUAUGAAGAAUUUUAUCCUUGGGUUGCAGAAGAUUAUGAUGGUAAGAAUGUCUUUGUAGGAAAUUAUGAAGGUGGUUCAGCUGAUACCAAUCAUGUAUUAUUUGCAUUUGAUAAAGAUGGAUUCAAAGUGGUUCCUGCUGAAAAAGUUUAUAGAUUCACUCCUAGAAAUAAAUAUGCCACUUUAACUCUUGAAGAAGCUGAAACUAAAAUGGAUAAACAAAAUCAUGUUCCAAGAUGGUUAAUGAAACAUAUGGAAGAUAGUCAAACAGAUCAUAGAUUUAGAAGAAAUUUAUUCACAGAAGGACGUUCUAUAUCAAGAAAUACUAAUGGUGGAGGGUUAAGAACAGUAUCAGGAAGUGGCAAUUUUAAUGAUAGAGAUUCUGAUCAUGAUGAUUUAGAUUUUGAUGAAGAAUUUGCUGAUGAUGAAGAAGCUCCAAUAAUGGAUGGUGAUGAAGAAGAAAAUAAAUUAUCAGAACAAAAGAUUAAAAAGGAAAUGUUAAAAGCUGCUCAUUUUGAUGGUCAAUCAGAUGGUGAUAUUGAUGAAGAUUUAGAUGAUUUAUUUGAUACUGAAAAAUCAAGAAAAGUUGAUAAAGAAGGUAAAAAAUUAAGAAAAGUUUUAAAUAAAAGAGAAGGUGGAGUAUAUGAUAGCGACGAUGAAGAUGAUAAUUUAAAUCCAUAUUUAUCUAAAUCCGAUCUUGAAAGUGAUGAAAGUGACGACGAAGAAGUUAAAAAGGAAGGUGAAGACGAACAAGCUUUAGCCGAUGAUAAGAACAAUGUAAAUGUACCAAGAACUAUCUUUGCUCUUGAUGUUGGUGAUGGUUUUGUUGUUAUAAAGGCACCAACUGAAUUCUUAAAUGGAUUUCCAAAAGGUGAAUGGGUUGCCAAUGGUAGAAAGAGAUCUUCACCAGGUGUAACUUCACCAAAGAAGAAACUUAAAACUGAAGAUAAAGGUGCAGUAGUUACCAAGGUUAGUGCAUCACCUACUCCAGAAAUCCAAGCUGUUGAUUUAACUUCAGCUGGUCCAGAUGGAUCUUUAGUUACUAUCCAAGAAGUAUUGGAUAUUGUUAUUGAUAAUCCAUUAACCACCAAAGAAUUACUUUCUCAAUUAAAGAGUAGAGUAAGUGCCCAUCCUGAUAAUAAACAAAGAAUCAUCAGUAUAGUCAAACAAAAAUUAAGAUUACAGGACUCCAAAUUAGUAUUGAAAGAACAAUAAAUGAGAUUAUUUAUUACAUAUAUGAUACAAAUUGAAUUUUUAGUUUAGUUUUUUUUUAGCUUUUUUUUAGUAUAGGCUAGUUUAUACAAAUUAAUGAAAUUAAUAAUGCUAUAUUUACAAAAUUUCUAC
Molecule: messenger RNA, 2001 nt
Organism: Scheffersomyces coipomensis
Lineage: Eukaryota; Fungi; Ascomycota; Pichiomycetes; Serinales; Debaryomycetaceae
Gene: TFG1
Product: transcription factor IIF subunit
Exons: 1
Coding region: 106-1872 (588 amino acids)
Biological process (GO): transcription initiation at RNA polymerase II promoter; positive regulation of transcription elongation by RNA polymerase II
Cellular component (GO): nucleus; transcription factor TFIIF complex
Molecular function (GO): DNA binding; TFIIF-class transcription factor complex binding; RNA polymerase II general transcription initiation factor activity
Source: RefSeq, a predicted model, not a curated record